Molecule: messenger RNA, 1596 nt
Organism: Bacillus rossius redtenbacheri
Lineage: Eukaryota; Metazoa; Arthropoda; Insecta; Phasmatodea; Bacillidae
Gene: Nup35
Product: nucleoporin NUP35
Exons: 7
Coding region: 269-1153 (294 amino acids)
Biological process (GO): nuclear pore organization; NLS-bearing protein import into nucleus
Cellular component (GO): nuclear pore nuclear basket; nuclear pore central transport channel; nuclear membrane
Molecular function (GO): structural constituent of nuclear pore; nucleic acid binding; phospholipid binding
Source: RefSeq, a predicted model, not a curated record
UUUUCUUCGAGAUUGCUUAUUUCUUCUCUAAAAUUAAGGUCAAAAAUUUUUAAAACUAUAUUUUUAUUAAAAUGUUUGUUCUUCUUUAUAGUUUAUAAGAGUAUUUGUAGAGUGUAGGCUAUCAAGUUUAUUAAGUUGGUGUUCUUGUUAUUUUAAUAUUAUUUGCUCAAUUGGCAUGUAAGAAAGCAGAAAGAGUUUUUGAAAUUUUUGUGCGAAGUACGUUGUAUAUUUCAAAUUUAACGUCCUGUAACGUGCCACAGUCUGCAAGAUGGAAGCAAUGACACUUGGCUCACCCGUGUCCUCCCCGGGGUCGCUGCUGGGUCCGACGGGACUGACGUCACCUUUCCUGCCGGGGUUCCUGAUUGGAGACACCUCGGCACAAUCUCCAGCACACACACCCAUCUUUGCUUCCAGCCCAUCAAAGGCAGGAAAACAUGUGACUUUUGGUGAAACUCCAGUGAUGGCACGCACGCCAACAUUGGCGACAGAGCCGAGGCAACCUCUGCUGCAAAGGAUGCCCACUGCCCUGCAGACCCCGGAGAAGAGCGGCGGCCCGCCGACGCAGGCCCUUUUCGACACGCUGACCAGCCCGAUGACACCGUCUUCCUUCACUGGAGCUUCCGACUCUUUUGCGCAAAUGAGCAGUCCUCUGUCGCAAACGGAAACGUGGGACAACAACUGGGUGACCGUGUUUGGUUUCCCUGCAAACACGACGCAAGCCGUCAUCCAGCACUUCUCGCACUUCGGCACCAUCGUGGACCGCAGGCUGCCGAACCAGGGCAACUGGGUGCAUUUGCGGUACCAGGGGCGGCUCGAGUGCCACAAAGCGCUCGCGAAUAAUGGUCGCGUGCUCUUGGGCAGAGUUAUGAUUGGUGUCCUGCCUUGUAAGGACAAGACCAUAGUCGGAGAGAACACAGGUGUGUGUACGAUGCCAGGCACCCCUGGAACUCCCGACAGCGUCAUGUCGCCCAGACAGUUGACGAUCGGCAGUCCGUCUGUGUCCGUUUCCUCGCCGUUGUCCGCCAGGACAGCGCGUCCCCUGGUGCAGGCGUACAAGAUAGCUCAAGCAGACUCCAGGGUGGUUUCUCCAGCGAACAUGCCACAGAAAAGCACAGGGGUUGUAUCUCGAGCGAUGGAAUAUUUAUUCUUAUGAUGGCGUCACAGUACGAUACAUGCGACAGGUACAGCAGUGCUACAAAAAAAAAACUUUUUAUUGUUAUAAAGUGGACUGCAAACGCCAAAAGUUUCUACAUUGCCUAAAUAUGGAAUCUGACAUCAGUCGAGUGUUUCCUUGGCUGCCAGUGAAGUGUUUGCUACUGAGAAAGUAUACAUGAAUGCUAAAGGACAAGAAGACAAAUAAAUUUACCAGUCCAGCAACAAAAUACACAGGAGUGAUUUGUAAGCCAGUUUGUGACAUUAUGAUUUUCAAAUCAUGUGAUAUGUACUAUGGUACCAUAGUAAAUAGAUCUUAAUAGUUUUGACAAGCAACAAAGAUUUUGUUGACCAAUUUGUUGAAUUGCUUUUUUAUUGUUUUAGUGAAGUAAUUUUUUGAUUAAAAAAAAAGCACUUUUUCCCCAAUAAAAUUUAGAAAUCUUA